Symbiodinium necroappetens is the source of this 555-nucleotide messenger RNA. NCBI's taxonomy places the organism in Eukaryota, Dinophyceae, Suessiales, Symbiodiniaceae. The record is from the annotation of a GenBank genome assembly.
AUGACCGAACGAAGGGCAAAAGUUCGUUUCCUGGAGCGGGGCGUUGACAGCCAGCGGGGCCCGCGCAGCAGUGUCCACCGGUUGGGCGAGGAUCUCAAACGCUGCGGUCCAGUGUCGGGCCCGCAGUUUGCACAUCACCUCACGCAGCUGGGAGCAACGCAAGGGACGUUGCGACACAGGCGCAUUUGCGACGGCGAGCGGUCCGGACCUGCAGGCCACCCAAGAUCCGAUUGCAGGGGCUGCGUCGCUCGUCGCUGCUGCAGCGGGCGGCGGGCAAGUGGGAACGGCAGCCGAGUCUGCUUCCGCAGUACUGGUGCCGUCGCUGCGGCGAGCAGCACUGGUGGUCGCGCAGUGCCUCAAACAUCGCUCACUCGUCGUCCGCGGUAUGGAUGGUCGUGCCAUGCCGCUCCACGAGCUGGGGGCGGGUGUGGCGCUGUUGCAAUGGCGGGGCAAACGUCAGUACGGGCGAACAUUCCCGGGGUCACAGCUUCGCGGCAUGGCGGCGCGUUGGAUUGGGCGCUCGGCGUGGAAGUACUCGAAGGGCCGGGGUGGUGA